Rhagoletis zephyria (snowberry fruit fly) is the source of this 1246-nucleotide messenger RNA. RefSeq names its product facilitated trehalose transporter Tret1-like. Gene Ontology annotation, cellular component: membrane. Gene Ontology annotation, biological process: transmembrane transport. Lineage: Eukaryota; Metazoa; Arthropoda; Insecta; Diptera; Tephritidae. The record is from RefSeq and is a predicted model, not a curated record. Gene Ontology annotation, molecular function: transmembrane transporter activity.
AUGUCCAACACCGAAAGCGUUUCUAUAUGGAGCAAACGCUAUCGCAUGCAAAUAUUGGUAACCGUUGUGGCUCAUAUAAUGACCUUUACACAUGGCAUCAGUUUGGGUUGGCUCUCGCCCAUUAUACAAGUUCUGCAAUCACCUGAUUCACCGCUAAAUUUCACAAUCACCACCGAUCAGGUGUCUUGGAUUGGCUCAUUAUUUGGCAUUGGCUUUUUAGUUGGUAAUAUUUUCUUUGGUCUCACUCUGGAUCGCUUGGGUAGGAAGGUCAAUAUGUAUUUACUGGCUAUUCCGCAUAUGCUUUUUUGGAUUUUGAGCUAUGCAGCACAAAGCAUAGACUAUCUGUAUGCGGCACGUUUCUUCGCCGGUUUUACGAGCAGCGGCCUGUAUGUGGUCAUACCGAUCUUCAUCAGCGAAUUAUCAGACAAAGAAAUACGUGGCGGCCUCACCGCAAUGGCUAUGGGUUUCCUCAGUACCGGCAUUUUGGUUGGCUAUGCGCUGCCUGCAUAUCUCGGCUACUUCUUGGUGCCUUGCAUUAUAAUUGUUUUGCCGAUCAUUUAUCUAAUUGCUAGCUGGGUAUUUCCAGAGACGCCACAAAGUCUGCUGAAGAGAGGACGUACUGUAAGCGCGGAAAAUUCUUUUAAUUUUUACAAAAGUAUACCCAAGCCAGAGGAGAAUACGACACCAAAAUUUAGUAGCGACUUGGAAUUACCACGGCCUGCGUUGCCGGCGCGAAGCGAGUUUGAUGAAUUGAAGGAGAUUAUUCUGUCGAGUGGAUUCGCCACGCCCAUAACUAUAAAGGAUUUCUUCACCAAAUCGGCCAUAUUCAAAUUUUUCACCGCCUUCAUUAUGUGCAUUCUCAAUCAAUUCUCCAGCAGCUUCGUCUUUGUCAGCUAUAUGUCCGCUAUUUUUGCAUCAUCCGGUUCGACGAUGGACCCCAAUGAGUGUACUAUUUAUAUGGGUGUGGUUGAGAUAGCCGGCACGGUGACGUCCACUGUGCUAGUAGAACGUUUCGGUCGCAAAGUACUGUUGCUUUCAUCAACAGCGACGAUGGCAGCGUCGAUGUUUGCUUUCGGCAUUUUUGUCCAAUUCACCGAUGACGUAACGAAGGCACAAUACGAAUGGGCGCCAGUGUUGCUGAUGGCUUUGGUUGUGUACACGGCCGCUUUUGGCAUUGUUGGGCUGACCUAUACGAUUAUUGUGGAAAUUCUGCCGGCAAAGAUUCGCGGUCAAGCUCAAGCGAUAA